This is a messenger RNA of Cydia pomonella (codling moth), 1824 nucleotides long. It is a transcript of the gene SCCRO, whose product is annotated as DCN1-like protein 1. Bases 116 to 913 code for a protein of 265 amino acids. Gene Ontology annotation, biological process: protein neddylation; positive regulation of ubiquitin-protein transferase activity. NCBI's taxonomy places the organism in Eukaryota, Metazoa, Arthropoda, Insecta, Lepidoptera, Tortricidae. Gene Ontology annotation, molecular function: ubiquitin-like protein binding; cullin family protein binding; ubiquitin conjugating enzyme binding. The transcript is spliced from 3 exons. The record is from RefSeq and is a predicted model, not a curated record. Gene Ontology annotation, cellular component: ubiquitin ligase complex.
UUUCCCUACUUUGUCUGUGGUCAGAGGAUGAGAGCAAAAAAACGGAUAUCACUAUGGUACCGAUGUCGAAAUAACAGUGAAAGUCAUUGUUAGAAUUACCAAAAAUCAUACUAAAAUGAAUAAAUUAAAAUCAUCACAGAGAGACAAAGUCAAGAAAUUCGUCGCUUUUACUCAAACUAGCGAGAGCACUGCGAUUUAUUGUCUUACUCAGAAUGAUUGGAAACUGGACCUGGCUAGUGAUAACUAUUUUCAGAACCCAGAUGCGUACUACAAGGAUCCCAUUAAGGCUGCAGUAGACAGAAAAAAGUUGGAACUCUUAUUCAACAAGUACAAAGAUCAACAAGAGAAUGAUAAGAUCACUGUGGAUGGAGUCAUGAAAUUUCUAGAAGAUUUAAACCUUAGUCCUGAAUCUAUAUUAGUACUUAUCAUUGCAUGGAAAUGUAAAGCUGCAGUGCAGUGUGAGUUCUCCAAAGACGAGUUCCUGACUGGACUAAUGGAGCUGGGUGCAGACAGUAUAGACAAAUUAAAAACAAAACUAGGUACCCUUGAAACAGAAAUUAAAGAUCCUAAUAAAUUUAAAGAUUUCUACCAAUUUACUUUUAACUAUGCCAAAAAUCCAGGGCAAAAGGGAUUGGAGUUAGAUAUGGCAAUAGCAUAUUGGAAUAUAGUGCUUCGUGGAAGAUUUAAAUUCCUAGAUGCUUGGUGCAAGUUUCUUACGGAACACCAUAAAAGGUCAAUUCCCAAGGACACGUGGAAUCUCCUUUUAGAUUUCGCCACGCAAAUCGACGAUGGCAUGAGCAACUAUGAUGCCGAGGGAGCCUGGCCCGUACUAAUAGACGACUUUGUGGAGUGGUGCCAGAAGCAGGGCGUCACCGCCGAGGGGCUGAAGGCGCUGGAGCCGGCGUGCGGCUAGCUGGCGCCGCCCGCCUGCGAGCCGCCCGCGCCGCGGCGCCCGCGCCCGCCGCCGCGCCCGCGCCCGCGCCGCGCCCGCUCGCGCGCGCUGGCAGCCUCUGUCGCCCUGAUGCUGCUCCGCCUGCUCCUGUACGUUCUGGACAUUUGUCCCCUAGAAUGGAUCGCGGUUGUUAUGGUAUUCGAUUUCUGUGGCUAAUACGAUGCAAUAGUAAGUUAUUCCAAAAAGAUAUUUUAUAUUAUAUUUAUAGAUGAUUGUCCCGGUUUAAAGAAACGUUUAAAAUGUUUACUAUGUACUCUAGUGACUUAGAUCUAAAACAGUAGAGGAACUGUUGUAUAGAGUUAGUACACACUCUUUCGUAGGUAUACAGCUCUCUUGAAGUUAGUACGAAUGUACGCCUAUUUGCCAUUGGGUGUGCUUGUAGAUUCAUGCAUUAUCAUAAAUAUCGUAAGGUUUGUCAAUUUUGAUUUUGUUUUUUAUUACUAAUACUGGUUGUAUUAAAACUGAAAACUUAUUGACUUUGUUACUAUGUGUAUAGUACUUUUGUCUACAUAGGGUUGGUAACUAAUUCGUAAUCGUUGAAGACAGUUGUGAUAUAUAGGUAUUCAUACAAUAUUAGAUAAUGAUUACUAGGUAGGACACUGAUGGAAGCCUGUGUAUAUAUAUUAUAAGUCUGCAUUGUCUCUGCGUCCACCCGUUUUAGUGCCGGUCCCGGCGGUGCGGGCUGGUUUGUUCUCGCGCGUCCUCUACGAGGAACAAUAGGCACUGGGCACGCGGCCGAUGUCAUCAGGCUGCCUACCCCCUGCCUCCCCAGCUAAUCUAUACUAUAAAAUUGAGAUCUAAAUGUGUCUACUGAACGGAAUAGUGAUAUUUUUUAAAGGUUAUAACGUAUAAAUAUUAUGAUUGUGUAUGUA